Molecule: messenger RNA, 1857 nt
Organism: Oncorhynchus nerka (sockeye salmon)
Lineage: Eukaryota; Metazoa; Chordata; Actinopteri; Salmoniformes; Salmonidae
Gene: rbfox1l
Product: RNA binding fox-1 homolog 1, like
Biological process (GO): regulation of alternative mRNA splicing, via spliceosome; nervous system development
Cellular component (GO): nucleus; cytoplasm
Molecular function (GO): mRNA binding
Source: RefSeq, a predicted model, not a curated record
GCUCUGAGCGUGUCAGUAUCAUCAGGGGCGGAGCAGGAAGUGGUAGCGAUGAGGAGGGGUCAGGCAAGGCCCAGCCCAAGCGUCUCCAUGUUUCCAACAUCCCCUUCCGCUUCAGAGACCCGGACCUCAGACAGAUGUUUGGGCAAUUUGGCAAGAUCCUGGAUGUGGAGAUUAUCUUUAAUGAGAGAGGGUCAAAGGGUUUUGGGUUCGUGACCUUUGAGAGCGCAAUGGAGGCAGACCGAGCAAGGGAAAAACUGAACGGAACUAUCGUUGAGGGGAGGAAGGUUGAGGUGAACAAUGCUACAGCCAGAAUAGUCACCAAGAAACCCCAAACACCACUUGUGAAUGGUGAGGUUUCAACCCCUGGAUGGAAGAUCAACCCUGUCAUGGGAGCGAUGUAUGCACCUGAACUCUACACCGUUGCCAGUUUCCCCUACCCCGUAGCUGCUCCCACCCUGGCCUAUCGGGGCUCACCACUGCGUGGGCGGGGCCGGGCUGUCUACAACACAAUUCGCUCAGCUGCUGCAGCCGCACCCACUGCCAUGCCCGCCUACCCUGGUGUGCUGUACCAAGAUGGAUUAUAUGGAGCUGAAGUCUAUGGCGGGUAUCCUGCAGCGUACAGAGUUGCCCAAUCACCAUCCGCUGCCACAGCAACAUACAGUGAUGGAUAUGGCCGAGUUUAUGCUGCUGCAACGGAUCCCUACCACCAUUCAGUGGGACCCACGGCAACAUACGGUGUCGGAACAAUGGCCAGUCUGUACAGAGGAGGAUACAACCGCUUCACCCCUUACUGAGCUGCCCAAUGGGAGCCUGGAAGCCGUUCUGUGACCCCGCCACCUCAUCCGGGAUUGGCCAGUCCCAGGACAAUAACUCAGGACAGGUUAUGACAUCACUGAGCUCUGUGUCACCUCCUGUCUGACUCCCUCCACUUGGAGACUGUCAAAUCCAACCGACUGAACGUGUAAAUACUGUAGUAGUUAUUAACGAUUUAUUCUAUCAGAGAAUACAUAUAGAAUAAAGAGCCUGAUCUAAUGUAUAGACAGUUAUUUAAAAUCUUUAUUUUACACUUAAUCUGUAUUGUUUGUGCCACAGAUUUGUUCCAGGGUUUAAGAAUGUAAAGAUUUCUGCCUCCGUACCUGGGUUAUAAGCUACUCUUUCACUAUUCUAACAGAGAGAGUUGAAUGUGAGCCAUUUUAUUUUUCAUUGGCUGGACUUCAUGGUGAAAUACUGCAACUCAAGUGGCACAACAAUACUGGUUUCUCUACAUGUUGACCUUUGUAAAAAAAAAAAUUGAUCAACGUCUGAGCCUUUGACUUCUCAAGAGUCAAGUUGUAGAGUACAAUGACAUUUUAUACAGUUAAAUAACUUAUUUUGAUGAGUUUUGUUAAUGAUGUAGCGCACUGUUUGAGGACGUUGAAGUGUGUGUGUGUGUGCUUGUGUGUUGGAGUAUGUGACGACAUCAAUACUCAAAGCACAAGCUAUGAGAGACAGCAAUGGCACUGGUAUUGUUAAUGUGCACAGUAAUCUUUUUUGAAAUGCUUCUAGAACCAGAAAACUAUAAUUUGCAUAAAAUGUACGUAUGUUUUUGCUUUCCUAACAAUCUACCUCUGAUUCUAAAAAUGUUUCACUUGUCAAAAAAGCAUUCAGGAGCCAUUACUUCUCUCAACUAAUUAACUGUAACAAAACAUUUUUUCUUAUUUUCAUUGUUGAGCUUCUAUCCAUCUUCUCUCUGCUUUGCAUAAUGCUCAACCCACUUUAUCCUUUUUCUAUGGCAGCCUCAUUCUGGGUUUUACUUCGCUCUGCCUGAUGAACCUGUAACCUCUAUGGUGCUUUCCCUUAUUUCCUCUGUCCUGUUAA